UGAUUCAUAUGUAAUUUGCAAAGCAUUCCACAUUUUGGGAACUCUUCACUCUCAUACUCUCUGUGUGCGUGUGCGUGUGUGUGUGUGUGUGUGUUCUAGAAGAAAAAGAAAGAAAUGUCAGGGUCUCAGUGCUGCGAGAACCCACCAGCAGCCCUGAGUGCAAGCUGCGGAGGAUCAGGGUCCCUUGUGGAACUUGCAGGCCUCAAGGUCUACGCUACUGGUUCACCAGACUCCAACUUUGCAAUCCUUCUAAUUUCAGACGUUUUUGAUUUUGGGAAUCAUCCUCAUCCUCGCAGUCACAACAACUAUUAUUUGGUGCUUGAAGGUUAUGAAGCACCGAACCUUAGGAAGCUUGCUGACAAGGUUGCAGCUGCUGGGUUCUAUGUGGUGGUUCCAGACUUUUUUUACGGAGAUCCCUAUAAACCAGAGAACACUGAGAAGCCUCUGCCAGUCUGGAUACAAUCUCAUGGAACAGAUAAAGGAUUUGAAGAUGCAAAACCAGUCAUUGCAGCUCUGAAAAAUAAAGGAAUCUCUGCGAUUGGAGCUGCAGGAUUUUGCUGGGGUGCCAAGGUGGUCGUGGAACUAUCAAAGUCUGAUUACCUUCAAGCUGCGGUACUGUUACACCCUUCCCUCGUCACUGUGGAUGAUAUUAAGGAACUGAAGGUUCCAAUUGCUAUAUUGGGAGCUGAGAUUGACAAAAUCUCUCCACCGGAGCUUCUCAAACAGUUUGAGGAAGUUUUAUCAUCUAAACGUGAGAUAAAUGGUUAUGUGAAGAUCUUUCCCGGUGUUGCACAUGGAUGGACAGUCAGGUACAAAGUCGAUGAUGAAAAGGCUGUCAAAUUUGCAGAAGAAGCCCAUCAAAAUAUGUUAGAUUGGUUUAUUGAGUAUGUCAAACAAAGAAAAGGAUCCUUAUAGUUGCCCGCUCAGGUAUCCAAUUAUCGUACUAUUAUUACUAGUAGUAAUAAUGAGUCUGGAAUGUGAGAACAAACUCAUGUAGGCUUCUAGUUUGAAAGAUGUUUUCCGUGUGCCUUUAAAGUCAGUGUGGUUGUAUCCUGAAUGCAAAUGAGAUAUACUCAUAUGUAUGUAGACUUAUUUCACUCAACAUAACGAAUAAUUCUAAGCUUGCCUUCUUUGCCA
This is a messenger RNA of Camellia sinensis, 1137 nucleotides long. RefSeq names its product endo-1,3;1,4-beta-D-glucanase. Gene Ontology annotation, molecular function: hydrolase activity. The record is from RefSeq and is a predicted model, not a curated record. NCBI's taxonomy places the organism in Eukaryota, Viridiplantae, Streptophyta, Magnoliopsida, Ericales, Theaceae.